Meloidogyne enterolobii is the source of this 753-nucleotide messenger RNA. The record is from the annotation of a GenBank genome assembly. NCBI's taxonomy places the organism in Eukaryota, Metazoa, Nematoda, Chromadorea, Rhabditida, Meloidogynidae.
UUAUGGCAGACGUUAAACCAAAUCAUACUCUUUACAUCAACAAUUUGAACGAGAAAAUUAAAAAAGAAGAGCUUAAAAAGGCGUUGUAUGCAAUUUUUUCACAAUUUGGACAAAUUAUUGACAUCUUGGCUUUUGCCCAUUUAAAAAUGAGAGGACAGGCACACGUUAUUUUUAAGGAAAUUAAUUCUGCCGCAACAGCGCUUCGUUCAAUGCAAGGAUUUCCUUUUUAUGACAAACCUAUGCGAAUCCAAUUUUCGCAUAUUGAUUCUGAUGUUAUUGCUAAAGCUAAAGGGACUUAUGUUGAAAGUAAUUUGGUUAGAUUACGUUAUGGUUUAUACGGACUUUUUCCAAAAUUGGUUCAUUUAGGGAUGUAAGGAUAUUUUAUCUAAAGGAGGAGAAUUCGUUCAGAACGCUUAGGUUGGGGUUAAGUGAAUUCCUUCCGAAAAAAAAACAUGUUUACGGGCCUGGUCAGCGUUUAAUUAUGAUCUAUAAAUGAUCUAUAAAGCGAAGGGGAAAGCUAUCGCUGGUAGCUCAGUGGUGAACACCGCACUGUCAGCGGCAGGUCCGUAGACUGGGGGUUAGGCCCCCCUUGGACCCCCUCCUGGAAAAAAUCUGGUUGCGGGCCUGGUCAGCGUUGUCUCAGAAAUAUUCGAAAAUUGGCCGUAUUUUGAUUGUCGAUAAAGAUAUCAAAUUUACCGCUAAGCCUUGCUUAAGCCUUAUUAACCUCUAUCCCUUUUCUAUUUUUCACAUUUU